UAAUAAGGGACUAGAUGAGAUUCAGAUCAAGUAUAAAUAUUCAGAAUGCUCACACCUCAAAUCAUCAGUCUGAUUUCCCACUGUCUGCAGUGCAGUUUAAGAACAAAUCUUACACACUUAGCUUCAAAAUGAACACAUUUUUCUCCCUCCUCGUCUUGGCAGUCCUCGUGGCUGUGGCGUCCGCCGGAGAUUUGGGAUAUUACGGUGGUGGAUAUGGAUAUGGAGGUGGCUGGGGUUAUGGGGGUGGAUACGGACUGGGGUACGGUGGGUGGGGUGGACCCUGGGGGGGCUACAAUGGUUAUUAUGGGGGUGGUUGGGGUGGGGCAUAUAAUGGCUGGGGCGGUUAUGGUGGCUUCCGCAGCUACGGGUGGGGAUGGUAGAUUUCGAUCGAGCUAAUUGUUAGUUUAAUCCAGUAGUAAAACGAUAAUCGAGUGCCAAAGAAGUUUGUGAUCUUGUAUAAAUUAAUUGUCCCAAUGCGGUACAAAUAAGGAAAUUUUUAAUAAAACGAUAUAUAAAUUCGUAAGUAA
Molecule: messenger RNA, 527 nt
Organism: Folsomia candida
Lineage: Eukaryota; Metazoa; Arthropoda; Collembola; Entomobryomorpha; Isotomidae
Product: neuropeptide-like protein 30
Exons: 3
Coding region: 15-380 (121 amino acids)
Source: RefSeq, a predicted model, not a curated record